Messenger RNA from Owenia fusiformis, 1311 nucleotides. NCBI's taxonomy places the organism in Eukaryota, Metazoa, Annelida, Polychaeta, Sabellida, Oweniidae. The record is from the annotation of a GenBank genome assembly.
AUGUCAAUAUCAGACAAGAAAUGUGCGGAAUACGCAAAUCCAGGCUUUGAUGGCGACGACGUUUACGUCAAACCUGAUUACAACACAAAAUCAAAUGAACACCAUUACGAAACUCUCCAAGGCCGUCCAAAUACAGACCCUCCACCAGACUACAAUCAUCCAUUCGUGCAGCCGAGUUUAGCUAAUAUUCCGCCAUACGGAGAUGCACCACCUUCCCAUCCUACGAAGAGUCGAUACAAAAUCAAGAAAACAAGAAUUCUAAUCGCCAUUGGUGUUGCAGUUGUAAUUGUAAUCACUGCCACUGUAUUGUUUGUGCUAAUUGGAAAAGAUAACGGUGACACAGAUCAACACCACGUAUCAACAUCGUACUCAACGACUCGGAAGCCCAACCAACAGAAAACAACCUCUUAUUCAAUGAGACCUACAAAAAUCACACAAGCUCCGGGGGCUGGAGUGCAAUCAUCGACAUCAGUUCCCAGUAGGUCUGAUUCUAUAUCAACAACUCAAUCCAGUAGCUCUAAAACAACAACUGCAACAGUGCAACCGCGUUCAACAACCAAACCACAACCACCUUCAACAUCCAAGGCAGUACAACAACCUUCAACAACACGACCUUCAGCAACCGUCACAACACAAUCACCUUCAACAACUGACACAGUACAACCACCGUCGACAACUAUCACGACACAACCACCUUCAACAACCGUCGUGACACAACCACCUUCGACAUCCAAGACAGUAAAACCACCUUCAACAACCGCCACGACACAACCACCUUCAACAACCAUCACGACACAACCACCUUCAACAACCGUCGCGACACAACCACCUUCAACAACCGUCGCGACACAUCCACCCUCGACAUCCAAGACAGUAAAACCACCAACAACCAUCACGACACAACCACCUUCAACAACCGUCGCGACACAACCACCUUCAACAACCGUCGCGACACAUCCAACCUCGACAUCCAAGACAGUAAAACCACCUUCAACAACCGCCACGACACAACCAUCUUUAACAUCGACAAUAACUUCUGAAAAAGCGCAACUUUCAACAACUGCGUCUCAAGGCAAUGACGUUACUUCAAGUCUUCAAACAACAACUCUGGGUGCUGCUGGUUCAGUGACAUAUGCGACGUGGAGCUCUUGGGGAACAUGGAAUGAUUGCUCUGUCACGUGUGGUGAGGGAAUCCGGACUCGCCAAAGAGUGUGCACGAAACAAAGCGUCAAUGACAUCAAUUGCGAUGGGUUGACUAAGAUUUCACGAGAAUGCGCUCCAGGAAAAUGUCCAGGUAGGAUUCAGUUUUAA